This is a messenger RNA of Pararge aegeria (speckled wood butterfly), 702 nucleotides long. RefSeq lists its product as uncharacterized. The coding region runs from base 1 to 702 and encodes 233 amino acids. NCBI's taxonomy places the organism in Eukaryota, Metazoa, Arthropoda, Insecta, Lepidoptera, Nymphalidae. The record is from RefSeq and is a predicted model, not a curated record. The transcript has 3 exons. Gene Ontology annotation, molecular function: transmembrane monodehydroascorbate reductase activity.
AUGGUGUCUUUACCUCCGGGAACAAUUAGGAAUUACAAUUUACAAUUACAAAACGAAUCUCCAUUUAUGUUCACGAUUCUUAACUUGACGAACACAAUAACAAAUCUUUUACUUGGUGCAGUGGCAAUGAAUGCAUUUGUUUACGCUAAUUUAUUGUCCUCACCAAAAAGUUUAAUUGUUUCACAACAUAUUUAUUUAUGUGUAUUUGGGUACAUUAUUCUAAUGGUCCAAGCCAUACAUAGCGUCAACAUAAACACAGGUUGGGCCCGAGCUUUUAGUUGCAACAACAAGAGAGCUGUGCACUACAUUCUGCAGAUAAUCGGUUCCAUCCUAGGCAUAACGGGUUGUCUCAGAAUGAUAUUAACGAAGGGACCGCAUCAAAACUUCAGUAAUUUUCAUAGUAUAUUCGGUUACAUUGCGAUGAUAUUCACGAUCCUAAGCCUGAUCGGCGGAGUCGUCAACUUAUAUUCAACAAAAAUUUCCAUAAACAAUAAGUUUAUUAGAAUUGCCCACGCUAUACUCGGCAGUUUAACAAUAGUGUUUGCAUUUUUGUCUAUGGCAUCAUUUCCAAUUACUGAAGAGAUUUCUAAAAAAAAGCAUUUAGGUAACACAAAUCAUAAUUUAUUCAUAGCUCUUACUAUUAUAUCAUUAAUAUUAAUUUUAGCUUCACCAAUUAUGAAUGUACGUAGGAUGUUAGCGUAG